Sphaeroforma arctica JP610 is the source of this 662-nucleotide messenger RNA. RefSeq lists its product as hypothetical. Lineage: Eukaryota; Ichthyosporea; Ichthyophonida. The record is from RefSeq and is a predicted model, not a curated record. The coding region runs from base 130 to 585 and encodes 151 amino acids. The transcript is spliced from 3 exons.
GAAGUAGACGUUACUGUUCACAUACAGGAGUUAUACCAUAAUAAGCGGUCGCUACUCACGUAGUAGAACUAACCAAGUCGAUUUACUUCGAAAUCAGGCACCGAUUUUUUUAUUGCUCUUCGAUAGCGAAUGCGUAAACAAGGUGCAAGUCUGCAAGGCUUGCAACAUACACUGUGUGAUACGCUUGUUAAAUAUCAACGUAUCAUAGCUGGUACAGCCUUGGCAGUGUCCUUGUUUAUCCUCUACUACUCCGUCAUAGUCCCGCCAGGGCUGAAUCAGCUACCGUCGUAUGUGUUUGGAUGUGUGAGGAGAGACCUGUUUAUGCACUUUAUAGCGUAUGGUACAUUGGGGACCAUUGUCUUUGCGAGUCUCACAGCGCCUUUGCUUGGAUCGGACACGCGUAAUCGCAGCAUAGUUUAUGGUAUGAUCCUCCUUUUAACCCACUCGCUAGUGAAAGAGUUCAUUCAGUACUACACUCCAGGACGCACGUGUGGGCUCGAUGAUGUAGCAAUGGAUAUGCUCGCGUCCUCGUGCGGAUGUGCUCUGAUGCUGGCUAUCACCACUGUGUUUGAGAAAGACAAGUAGUUGGUAAAAACUUUUAUUUGAAACGAGAUAAAUCAGUUAAAGUCAUACUUCGAAUAAACACUUAGAAUUAACGCCUG